CAACGAAUUUCAAUGUCGCAUCGGAAUGACAAAGUGUAGCAAUUUAUUUAUAAAUAAACAACAUUUGCAGUAAAACAAACUAGUGACACGCGGAACAUUUAAUCAUUAAGACAGUUCAGCAGGCAAGAGAAACCUAAAAAUGAGUGUUAGAGUUAACAUACUAAAGCUCAUAGCUAUUCUGGGAUUACUCUCAUUCCCUGCAUCAUCAUUGGCAAAAUCGGAAAUAAACUACCGCCAAGGCAGUUUCAAUAGACAACUGCUUUACGAUGUGUUUACAGAGAGUGACAAUCAAAACACGCUUGUCUCGCCUUUUGCUCUUCGAACGGCUCUCACAAUGGCUCUAAUGGGUACCAAUGGUGAAACGGCUGAUGAAAUAGAACAAGCUUUGCGACAAUAUGACAAUGGCGAAGCAGAUAUACCCGAUAAAUACAAAACGAUGCUGAGCAAAUACAAAUCAAAUACAAAUUUCAAAAUGGCCAACGUAAUUUGUCUCAAUCACAAAUUUCGCCUAAAGGAGAGCUUUUUACAACUGCUAUCGGAUAAGUUUUAUUCAACCCCUCUUUUGGUGGAUUUCGCACAGCCAAAUCAGGCAGUAAAUGCUAUGAAUAGAGCUAUUGAAAAGGAUACAGAUUUCACAAUCCGAAAUAUGGUAGAACGUAGCAAUUUGGGUUAUAAUCCCGAAGCUUUACUGUUAAGCGCUGCAGCAUAUAAUGGAGAUUUUGCAUUACCCAUACCCGCUGAGGGUAUGCAGGAAAAACCAUUCCGUGUCAGUCCAACCAGCAGUGUUGAUAUUCCAAUGAUGAAAUACAAGGGAAAAUUCGAUUAUGCCCUGCUCACUAAAGAUCUAUUGUCCACAGCCAUAAGGAUACCUUACAAGGAUUCGGAUUUAUCGUUGAUUGUUAUAAAGCCAGCAGACAAUGUGGCCCUGAAAAGAUUUAUGAGAAUUUUCCACGAAAUUGAUUUUGAUUUAAGAUCACUGAAGAGAAAGUUCUCGGAGACCGAGGGAUAUGUGAUUAUGCCGAAAUUUAAAACGGAAUUCCAAGUGGAUUUGAAAUAUUUCCUUAAUAAGAUGGGAAUGACAAAAUUCUUUACCACCGCUCGUUUCGAUGAAAUGAUUCAACAAAAUCAAGCCAUACACUUUGCUAACGUCAUUCACAAGACUUCAAUUGAAGUCAAAGAAUCGGUUGCGACUGCUGUACCCUACAACUUUGCCAAGAGCCUGCAUCCUCAGUUCGAAAUAUUCGAAGCUGAUCGCCCAUUUUACUAUGCUGUAGUUAAUUCCAACUUUGAGCCCCUAUUCGAGGGAACUUUUGCCGGAAUGUCGACGUAAAUACUGCGACGUGUAUAAAUGUAUGAAUAGAAAUAAAUCGUGGUAAAUAAAACAAGGUUGAGAUGCACCAA
Musca domestica (house fly) is the source of this 1401-nucleotide messenger RNA. Its product is annotated as antitrypsin-like. Gene Ontology annotation, molecular function: serine-type endopeptidase inhibitor activity. NCBI's taxonomy places the organism in Eukaryota, Metazoa, Arthropoda, Insecta, Diptera, Muscidae. The record is from RefSeq and is a predicted model, not a curated record. The transcript is spliced from 4 exons. The coding region runs from base 140 to 1330 and encodes 396 amino acids.